This is a messenger RNA of Larimichthys crocea (large yellow croaker), 7685 nucleotides long. RefSeq names its product shroom family member 3 (gene shroom3). Gene Ontology annotation, molecular function: actin filament binding. Bases 417 to 7685 code for a protein of 2422 amino acids. NCBI's taxonomy places the organism in Eukaryota, Metazoa, Chordata, Actinopteri, Sciaenidae. Gene Ontology annotation, biological process: actin filament organization. The transcript has 32 exons. Gene Ontology annotation, cellular component: cortical actin cytoskeleton; adherens junction; apical junction complex. The record is from RefSeq and is a predicted model, not a curated record.
GAGAGAGAGAGAGAGAGAGAGAGAGAGGAGGUUUGGAUUUGUGUCUGAGCAGACCUCCUCUGAUCUGACCUUCGUACAUGUUGUUCAAGUUUUACGACUUUCCUCUCUGUGUAAACUUUUUCACCUUGUCUCCGGACUCCAUCGGGAAGUUUCGGGCUGCUGCGUGAGUGUCUGCGGGAGGAUCGGCCGCUCUGUGCGCUUCAGGAAUGCACUUUGCAGGAAACACAGCUCGGUGCUCGGACACCUCCUGCUUUGCUUCUUUCUCUUUUUCUUAACGAGGGAUUAUAAAUGAAUGAAGGAAAUGCACUCGUGAAGGAGAGCUCGUUUUCUUCAGUCUGGUUCCCCCCUCCUCAGUCCGCCGGGCCGCUGCCGGGCUGAGGUCACAGGAGCCCGGAGUGAGCGCUCAGCGGCUGGGCAUGGAGAGCGGCGGCCGGGCGGGGCUCCAGCGUGCGGCGGGCGGAGGAGAAGGAGGAGGAGGCGGCUGGGUGCUGGUGGAGGCCCGGCUACAGGGAGGAGCACCGUGGGGCUUCACCCUGCAGGGCGGCCUGGAGCACGAAGAACCGCUCAUCAUCUCCAAGGUGGAGGAGGGCGGUAAGGCAGACAGUUUGGAGCAGCCUCUGUUAGUCGGGGAUGAGAUUAUCAUCAUUAACGACGUGGAGCUGAGCGGAUACAGACAGGAGGCCAUCGCUCUCGUCAAAGGAUCGUACAAGACUCUGCAGCUUACAGUCCGCAGGGAGUUUGAUCCAGGAUACAUUGAGGAGUUUGGUACUUCGCGUCACUCCCUUUCUGCUCUUCCUCCUCCUUCUCCUCCUCCUCCUCUAUCGCCAAUACCAUCACAACAACAUCAAACACCACCAUCAUCCCACAGCAGACCAUGUUCAGCAAGUGGAGUCCAACUACGCAUCAAGAACAGACGUACUGAGCCGGCGUCUCGUCCUCACUCGUGGCAUUCCACGAAGCUUGGCGAAGGUCAGCAGGAAGUGGACCUGGAAGGGAUGGACGCGAUGAGCAGUGCCUGGCAUCAUGGCUACCAGCCCAGUGCCUCAACCACCGACCUGUCCAGUGGUUUUGACUCUGGCGGCCCCUACUUGAGGAAGAGUCCAGACCAAUACAGCUCGAGGGGCAGCAUGGAGAGCCUGGAUCCUCCUCUGUCCUCCCAGCAUCACUCUGGAGUUCAGCACCACCACUCACUGGGCCAUCACACCCACAGUGAACCCCACCCGACCUACUCCUCCUGCCACCAGCUAUCUUCUGCCAGGUCCUCCAACAGCAUCGACCACUUCCACAGCAAACGAGACUCUGCCUAUUCUUCCUUCUCCACCAGUUCCAGUAUCCCAGAGUACCUUGCAUCCACCCCCUCCUUCAGCCCAGAGCGCUCCUAUUCAUUAGAGACCGUCCCUCAGAGAGGGGGAGGAAGUGGAGAGAUGCAGCAGGCUGACAUACGUUACGUCCGGACGGUUUACGACACCCAGCAGGGCCUGUCUCAAGAGCAUGAGCUGAGCUCCACCUCGGCCGCACUGCUGCGCAACAGCAAUUCCAAAGGUGUGGUAGGGUCAAGAUCAGGCCUAAGCCGAGAUCUGCAAGGCGGGGUCUGUUACAGUGGCAGCAGCAGCGGUAGCAGCAGUGGCGGCAGCAGCAGCGGUGGUGUGCCGGCUUCCAACAGACACAGUGUAGGCCCAAUAUGGGGCCCGGCAACCAGCCACAAUUCCUAUGAGAGCCUGAAGGGAGCACCAGCUCCACCAAGGCGCAGUGACAGCUACACAGCCAUCAGGAACCACGAGAGGCCAAACUCCUGGUCCAGUCUGGAACAUGGCCGGUCACUACGGUCUUUGCAGAAAGGUUCCUGGCAUCACUCCAGUGGUCCUGUGGCCUCGGGUGCAGGUAAAGGCUCGUACAGCGCUGAGGGUCAGCUCCACACAGUCAUAGAGAAGAGUCCAGAGAGCAGCCCCACGACAAAGCCACGGCAGGGUGGAGGCUUCCCCCAGCCCCCUCUCCCUACCGAACCCCCCUGCGGACCUCCAGGCUCAAACCGCCAAUCCGGCCGGUUCAUUCUGCCCACGGGCAUUUACCCCGUCCCCCAGCCUGAGCCCCACUUUGCACAGAUACCUAGCAGCAACCCCGGGGCAGGUUUCUCCGGGGUCUACCCCGCCCUGGCCAAGGAGAGCAGCCGACAGCAACACCAGGGGCAGCCGGGAGUUGGGGGGAGAGAGGAAGAAGCAACAGAUGGGCUGAAGGAUGGAAGAAUGUCAGCUACAGAAAAUGGAUACCAAAAUAACACCUUACUUUCUUCAUCAUGUUCCUAUCCAUCUUCUACAACACCUGCCUCUAUGCAACUCAGAACUCAAGCACAGGAGGCAGACAGGCCUCACCAAGAUGACCUUCUUUACAGAUCCCACCUGAAACCUGCUGAAGGAGGAUCAGAGGGCCAUACCGGAGCCCAAAGGACCCCAAACCGCCAAGGACGUCACAGUCAGAGCUUACAUGACUCUCAUAGUCAUACAAGCCAGGGACCUCACAGCCAAGUGUUCCAGGAACAGAUCCAGGAUCCCCACAUCCAGUUGACACCUGCAGUCAGGCCUCCAUCCUCACAAGAGUUCAGGGACCCCUACACACCUGUUCAGUCCAGAGGAGACAGGCACAGAUCAAUGGAUCAGACCAGCAUUCAUUCUGAGCCACUGGUGUCCUCCAGGCACGCCCAGGGUCAGGUGCCAACUACUCACCAACCUCUUCAACCUCAGCCUCAACCUCAGGCUCCACCCACCUCCACCUCCCAUCCAUUUCCCCGUCACCUCAGUGACUCAGCAGCUCUGCAGUACCAGAGAGAGCGGGACAAAGACAGUGAACACCCGCUGACCCGUCUGGAGAAUGCCCUUGCCGAGGUCCAGCGAUGUGCGACCCCCGAGAGCGUUGUCUCUACUAGUAGCCACGGCAACAGUAACUUUGGUGAUAGCAGCCAGGGACCUACUCGCAGCCUCUCCGUCCUGGAGAAGGUCAGCCGUUUCGAGCGACGGGAACAUGCUGGAAAGCAGCGCAGUCACAGCACCGCCAACCCACCCAACAAAGCUUCAUUUAGGAAGACUGAGAAAGGCCGCGGUGCUUCCUGUGGAGCAGAUGACCUGAGAAACAUGCUGGAGAGAAGCACCAACGGAACCAAAGCCCACAGGACUAUGAGCUACAGAGGAGGCAGCAGCGAACACAUGAAAUACAGGACCCCAGCAGAUCCCAGUUCAGCUCUCCAGAGGAGUCGUAGCAGCUACCAUCUGGAAGAAUCCAGGGAAGAUGACAGCAGCAAAGAAUUCCCCUUGAGACAGGACAUUCAAAAGAUGCUGGGCUCCAUGCAGGACAUGUCCUUUAACAGAUCUUACAGGGAUUCUUUGAAAGAUGCCCAGUCUAAGGUCCUGAGGUCCACCUCUUUCAGACGGAGAGACCUCAAUUCAUCAGGCAGCCCUCCGCCUCCUGCAGCUCCUCCUUCCGUCUGCUCAUCCAGCAGUCAUCAGCCUCCAGCCGUACCCACCAAGUACCACAGUUUAGAGAAAAAAGGCCCAAAAACCAUGCCCAAACCACAGGGCAUCCACAUCACGCCACAGUCGCCACCACCAGUCACUUCUCCUCACACUCCAAAGGAGAGGCACGCAGUCGGCCCAGAGACUCGAGGUCCGAGCCCCCCGGCCCUUCCUAGCGUCCCACCGGUUGGACCUCCUGCUCUGAUGCGGAUCUGCGGCCGCAAACGUCUGGCAGCGGAUCAGAAGAAACGCUCGUACUCAGAGCCAGAGAACAUGAACGAGGUUGGCGUGUCGGAUCCUGAGACUGUUGCCCUCUUCAGGCGUGGAGGAGAGACCAGCGUGGCAGACCGGCGAAAGAUGUUUGAGCUUGCGGCGAGUCGUGUUGGGGAGGGUGCUCUGCAAAAUGCCACAUCAAAGCCUGACUUACGGCAGAUUCAGCAUGAUGCUUUGGCCGAGUAUGUGGAGAGGAAGAGAAGUGUGAAAAGAGACGACGGAGGACAUAGGAGUGGAUCAAGGCCUCGCAGUGCUUAUUCACAGCCUGAAAACAGCAACCAUACAGUCUCUUACUGCCACUCAGACACCGUCAGCCUCGCCUCCACCUCCAGCCUGCUCUCCCUCCAGGACUCUGCUGCAGACCGAAGCUUCUCCUCUGUAGAGAGGCGAAGCUGUUUUACUCUCCCUCCUGAAUCUGAUCUAUGGAGCCUCCAGUCCAACCUCUUCUACCCAGGCAGGGUAACCACUCCGAGGCCUCCAGUGCAAACACAGUCAAGCCUUAGCACUCCUUCUGGCUCUGACCAGCUCCUCCAGGAUCACAUGCCUGAAGCAGGGCUCAGCAGACUGAGUCAGUCGUCCAGCAGAGACCCAGGCCUGGACCACCAGCAGUGGGCCGUAGAGCCUCAAACCAACCUGGAACUAUCCAAGCAGCUCAACAGCGCUCUACAGAGGGCCGGGUCAGCUCGGAGCUCGGGGAAGUCUGCUUCUGCUGAGAAUCUCCUGGAGACAAAUGAGGAGAGACAAACCACUCCUCAACACUACCGCUCCCGCUCCUCCUCCACAGGAGAGAGACUGAACCAGGACUUCCCAACAGGUGACAUCCAGAUGUUUGGCGCUGUCAUCUCUGAACCUGGACGCCACUCUGUAGCUGAGGAAAGACCUGUAGACAUCCAGGCAUCAGGAGGACAUAGCUCUCAUCAACACUCCCAGAAUAUUCUGAACAUCGUCCAGCCUGCAGGGCCUUCGCAAGAUCCCGGCCCCCCCCCCACGCCUGUCACUCGUAGGGAGCGGCAGCGGAACGGUGAGCGGCUGCGAGCCAACAGCACCUCCACUUUGGCGGCCUCUGUCGGCCUGCCCUGCCCCUUCUCUCCAUCCAGGACACAGGACAGGGGCAGCAUUGAGUGGCACGCCAGCGAGAGGCUGAGCCAGGCCAAUUUGGAUGCCAUCACCUUCCCAGGCAUCCCGCAAACUGGCACGGGCGACGGCGUUGGUGAAACCUCGCCGAUGGACACGCAGACAAGACACAGCAUGAGUGACGCCAGCAUAUUAGAAGAUACUGCAAAGGACACAUAUAGAGAGAGAGCCUUCAGUCUAGAGAUGAGGGGAGAGCAUUCAGCAGAAAUCAACACAAGAGUUCCACCAACAGCCCAGCCCCAUUUCCAGUUUGCAGCCCCAUCAAACGGAAGGGACAGCGGGAGCACCGCAUCCUCUCCCUUAUUGGAUCCGUCCAUGUACCGCCACCUGUCCUCACUGCGGAUCUCUGAGUCCAGCCUUAUUAGCCCAAUCGACCACAAGAAACCACUAGAAACAGACGAGUUGCACGAUGAGGUCUUCCUCCAAAAUCCUGCCCCUCCGUCACCUCCUCCACCUCCGCCACCACCACCACCCCCAGCAAUGAAAGAGACAAGCAUCUUCAUUGACGACUUCCCUCCUCCACCUCCUCCCCUCGAGUUGGAGCCAGAAGCUGGACACAAGACUAUGGAAAGGAAAUCAUCCCUUCGCCUCCCUUCUCCACCUGUGUCGGGCAUCCUUCCAUCCCUGAAGCCGCAUCCCUCCACCGUCACCUCCAUCAACACAUCUACCACGACUGAGAGCAGCCUCGGUCUUGACUACCAACCCCUGCCCAAGAGGGAAAAGACAUCUGAGGAGCUGCGAGUGGAGGCGCUAGCCAAGCAGCUGGUGAUACAGGACAGCUCUCUGGCGCCGUUCUUGGACACGUGGCGGGGUAAAUCCACAGUAGAGCUGAUGCAGGAAAUCUUUCCAAACAGUAAACUGGUUGGUAAAUCGCCAUGGCAGCGUAGGGGUAGCAGCCGAUUGGAUGACAGGAUCCAAGAUGGUGUCUGUGAUCCUGCUCAGAGCACAGUGAUGGAUGAAGGGAAGGAAACUGAUCUGGAUGAGGAUGAGAAAGACCUCAACACCAAGAAGGUGGAGCUGUGUGAGGCUCUGAGGUGUAGUGUGGCGGCCCUGCGGCAGGAGAAGGAGGCUCUGUGUGAGGAGCAGAGAUGUCACCAGGAGCUGGGGACGAGCAUCGAAACACUGGUGCAGGAACAGCUCAAAACCAACGAGAGGGACAAGUACAGCAUGUUCAUCGGAGACCUGGAGAGGAUCGUGAACCUGCUGCUGUCUCUGUGCAGCCGCAUGUCGAGGAUCGACAGAUCUCUGCUUGCUCUGGAGAGAGAGGAGCUGACGCAGGAGGAUAAAGCAGAGGAGAAGGAAUCUCUCCAUCACAAACGCUCUCUGCUACUCAGUCAAACUGAAGACGCCUGGGAGCUAAAGGAGAACUUGGACCGGCGGCAGCGCGUGGUCCACGGCAUCCUGUCCGGCUACCUCACCGAACCACAGCUCCAGGACUACCGGCGCUUUGUCAGCACCAAACCUUCUCUCCUGAUUCGCCAGCGGCACCUCGACGACCUCAUACGGCAGGGAGAGGAGCAGCUGACGCGAUUGGCCGAGAGCCUGCCACAGGAGGUGGCGGAGGCUUGCGGCUGGCCGAGAGCAUGUCCGUUCUUACCAUCCAACCCUGCCCCCUGCUCUGCUCCUUCUUCUUCUUUUCCACCGCUGCUUCCACCCUCUGUUAUUCCAGGACCCACCCACUCAGUCAGGUCAACAACUGUGACAUCACUGGUCACCUCCAUCAACACAUCUACCACGACUGAGAGCAGCCUCGGUCUUGACUACCAACCCCUGCCCAAGAGGGAAAAGACAUCUGAGGAGCUGCGAGUGGAGGCGCUAGCCAAGCAGCUGGUGAUACAGGACAGCUCUCUGGCGCCGUUCUUGGACACGUGGCGGGGUAAAUCCACAGUAGAGCUGAUGCAGGAAAUCUUUCCAAACAGUAAACUGGUUGGUAAAUCGCCAUGGCAGCGUAGGGGUAGCAGCCGAUUGGAUGACAGGAUCCAAGAUGGUGUCUGUGAUCCUGCUCAGAGCACAGUGAUGGAUGAAGGGAAGGAAACUGAUCUGGAUGAGGAUGAGAAAGACCUCAACACCAAGAAGGUGGAGCUGUGUGAGGCUCUGAGGUGUAGUGUGGCGGCCCUGCGGCAGGAGAAGGAGGCUCUGUGUGAGGAGCAGAGAUGUCACCAGGAGCUGGGGACGAGCAUCGAAACACUGGUGCAGGAACAGCUCAAAACCAACGAGAGGGACAAGUACAGCAUGUUCAUCGGAGACCUGGAGAGGAUCGUGAACCUGCUGCUGUCUCUGUGCAGCCGCAUGUCGAGGAUCGACAGAUCUCUGCUUGCUCUGGAGAGAGAGGAGCUGACGCAGGAGGAUAAAGCAGAGGAGAAGGAAUCUCUCCAUCACAAACGCUCUCUGCUACUCAGUCAAACUGAAGACGCCUGGGAGCUAAAGGAGAACUUGGACCGGCGGCAGCGCGUGGUCCACGGCAUCCUGUCCGGCUACCUCACCGAACCACAGCUCCAGGACUACCGGCGCUUUGUCAGCACCAAACCUUCUCUCCUGAUUCGCCAGCGGCACCUCGACGACCUCAUACGGCAGGGAGAGGAGCAGCUGACGCGAUUGGCCGAGAGCCUGCCACAGGAGGUGGCGGAGGCUUGCGGCUGGCCGAGAGCAUGUCCGUUCUUACCAUCCAACCCUGCCCCCUGUCUGCUCCUUCUUCUUCUUUUCCACCGCUGCUUCCACCCUCUGUUAUUUCAGGACCCCACCACUCAGUCAGUCACAACUGUGACAUCACUGUGA